GAAUCAAGAACCUAUUGCCAUAACAAGCGUAUUCAUAUCAAACAAUGGCUGCUUUCGCGGGAGGCCUUACGGGUGGUCGUCCGUCUUCGAUGCGAUCCCGCAACAUCGCCCUUUUUAGUAUGGUCGGGAUGAUCACCGCCGGGUGGAUGCUCUUCCGCGCGCAGUCUCCGAGCAAAGAGGAGAAACUGUAUUCGCAGAAAGAUAUCCAUACGAUGGUGGGAGGCCAGACGGGUGAGAAUCGAACGGGUCGGGCGCCGAGUCAUCAGAAGAAGGACUAGCUUGUUGGAUGGUAUUUAAUGGGGAAUAUGUACAGUGGACAUAAUGGCGUUGGUGUUGGCUGUUGUAUGAUA
Molecule: messenger RNA, 350 nt
Organism: Aspergillus ibericus CBS 121593
Lineage: Eukaryota; Fungi; Ascomycota; Eurotiomycetes; Eurotiales; Aspergillaceae
Exons: 2
Coding region: 45-278 (77 amino acids)
Source: RefSeq, a predicted model, not a curated record